Lactuca saligna is the source of this 1189-nucleotide messenger RNA. The record is from the annotation of a GenBank genome assembly. NCBI's taxonomy places the organism in Eukaryota, Viridiplantae, Streptophyta, Magnoliopsida, Asterales, Asteraceae.
CCUAAAGUUGCCACACAUUAGAUAACAAAAAGAGAGAGAGCAUGGCUUUGGAAACACUUUCUUCCAAUGAACUCCUCAACUUCAUAAUCUAUGACACCAUCUCUGCAACCCCUUUUAGCUGCAAUGACUCCUCUGAAACCACAACUACUAACACUAAUCCUUGUAGUAGUUUCUUCUACCAUCUCGAAAACGAAAACCCUAACCCUCCUCUAAAUCAACUGUGUCAAGAACUCACAGGUGCUGCUGCUGCCAUGGAAAUUAUGAGUUCCACUUCAUCUCUAACUACAACCACCACAAAGAUGUCUAUGGCGGUGCAAGCGUACUGCGGUGGCAAAGUCCCAGAGAAGAACUACAGUAAUAACAACAACAGCAACAAUCCGAAUUUAGGGAUACAAGGAGGAGGGAAGAAGAAGAGAAGAAGAAGGCCUAGGGUUAGCAAGAAUAAAGAAGAAGCUGAAACUCAACGAAUGACUCACAUUGCCGUCGAGAGGAAUCGCCGGAAACAAAUGAAUGAGCAUCUCGCCGUCUUGCGUUCUCUCAUGCCGGAAUCUUACGUCCAAAGGGGCGACCAAGCUUCCAUAGUCGGUGGUGCCAUAGAGUUUGUGAAGGAGCUUGAACAUCUCUUACAGUCUCUUGAAGCUCAAAAGUUCAUCUUAACUCAACAACAACAACAAGAACAAGACGAGGGAGGACAUAAUAAUAAUAAUAAUAAUAAUAAUAAUAAUAAUUUCAACGAAUCAACAACUCUCCCUCCAUUUUCACAAUUCUUUUCAUACCCACAAUACACUUGCUCUCAAAUUCCUAACAAGUACACUUCAAAAAGCAAGGCAGCGAUUGCAGACAUCGAGGUGACUUUGAUCGAAACGCAUGCUAAUAUCCGGAUCCUAUCGCAUAAACGGCUCACUCAGCUCUCGAAAAUGGUGGCUUGUUUUCAAACACUUCAUCUGUCCGUACUACACCUCAAUGUCACCACCUUGGACCCUUUGGUUCUCUACUCCAUCAGUGUUAAGGUGGAAGAAGGAUGCAGGCUAAAUUCAGCAGACGAGAUAGCAGGUGCAGUCCACCAGAUGCUCAGAAUAAUUGAGGAGGAAGCUACCCUAUCCCUAUGAGUUGAUUCCAUAAACUAGAAAUAGCGUCAUGUGUUUUUACCAAGUUACCCUUUCUUGCUAUGUAAAAUCACCAUAAUGCC